AAAUGCACAUAUUCAUGGCUUAGCAAAAAGUCAAUACUUGCUGACCUUCAAUUAACCGAUGAUCAAUUUUUGGAUGUUUGCAUUCUCGCCGGUUUCGAAUAUUGUGGCACUUUUCCGCCACUAAACUCUGAAUUCAGUGGAUUCAGCUUUAAAGGUGUUCAUGAUCUAAUUAAACAGUACCGAAACGGUUUCAAUGCUGUUCAAGGUUAUGCAGAUCAUGCGGGUGUCCAAAAGACAAACUACAUAGAAACGUUCUGUCGUACUAGGUGUGCUAUUAAAUUCCACAUGGUAUUGACAGAUGAAGGAAAAGUAGAACCAUUAAAUGCAGAAACAUCACCGAGCGAUAUUCAUGAUGUAAUUGGUUAUCGUUUACCAGACGAAGUAUAUUUUUAUUUAUCCAGAGGGUUAAUGUCUCCACAGGUUAUUAACACUUUGAUAUCCGGUGUUCUUAUUGAAAAUCCGCCCCUAUGCAACGGCGAAACACAAGAAUAUAAACAAUUCCUGAAACAAAUACUUGAUCUUCGCACACAAGCAAUGGGCUUACUUACCCAGCCUCUACACCAGUUUUAUCAAUCUAGACGUGUUGUGAGUGUUUAUUGGUUUGAAUCUGGCAAUGAACAUCCUUUAAACCAUAAUGUUGCUCCGAGUGUUCAUGAAACAUUAAAUACUUGGAAUGUUUUGGAAAGAGGGUUAGAAGAAGAGAAGAAAGCACAAAAGACUUCUGUUAUUGAUAUAACUUUUUGCCUGAGAGCAACAGCAACCGAAGAGCAAGCUGCAAAGACCAUUAUGCCAAAAAAUAAUGACAAACCUAUUGAUUCCAAGGAUGAAAUUAUAGGAAAUGUAUUGUGGAAACUUUUGGAAUUACGAGAGUUUUUAACACAUGCCCAACAUACCCAUACCGAUUGGGGUGUUGCUUUCAAAAAGGCUCUUAACUCUGCUAAGUCAACUGAAUCUCAUCAUGAGCAAUUAUUUAGUGCUCUAGAAUUGAUUAGAUUUGGCUAUCUCCACGAAGAAGAAAAAAGGCAUAUUCUUCUAAUUUCGAGGACUCUUAGUUUAGUUCCUGUAAAACAUAAGAGUGCACCAUGGAGUGGACCUUUAUGUAGAGAAAUGUUGGUUUUUAACAGCUUUGUUAAAGCAUUAAAUCGAUCAUUACGCAAUCUAUGUGAAAUGUUAACUUUAUCGAUGUUUUUAAACGGGGAUUGCGAAAAAGAUCGCCAAGAUUAUCUUGACAUUGCGUUAAGUCUGCCCUUUUUAUAUGACGCUAACUGUGGGCUGGGUAUUAUCGUCAAAACAUAUCUUGAAAAUACUGUCACUCUAUCAAAAGAAAAUGAUAAAAACAUAAAGUCGGAUUCACUCAAGAAAAUUGAGGAAAUCUUCACUGCGUGUACAAAUGUUAAGACUGAUCUUGAAAAUGGAUUUACGUUCUGGGAUGAGGUUUUGGUCGCAAUAAAAUCACUUAAGACGAGUGGAGUAAUAUCUUCUGAUAUUUCAUCUCAAUUCUUAAACGCAAAUAAUUGGUUGUCUUCUCGACGUCCUUGA
Messenger RNA from Dentiscutata erythropus, 1539 nucleotides. NCBI's taxonomy places the organism in Eukaryota, Fungi, Glomeromycota, Glomeromycetes, Diversisporales, Gigasporaceae. The record is from the annotation of a GenBank genome assembly.